AUGCAUUUCACAAGCCUCUUCCUCAUGGCAGGCGUCGCCUUUUCAACAGCAUCUCAUGAGGCAGCCUUUAUAGAAAGGGGAGCCACCCUUGCAGAACCCGGCCAGCCCCAAGACGUGGUAAUCACCGACGAAAACAUUCUCACCGGCGGAUAUCGCCCAAAUGUCGACCAAACUGAGCCAUCAAGCAAUCACACUCUACCAUUGAAGCUCAUCAACAAAUAUGCUGGCGGCCCAAUCAAUGCUUACAUCCAAGGCCUAGACAUGAACGGCGCCAUCGUCUUCAUUGUCGCAGACGGCAGCCUCAUAUACCCCAGCUCCAAGGGCUCUUCGGUCCCCGUCGAGAUCAAGCAAGAUAUUGCGAUUCCACUACCAGCUAUAAACGAAUCCAUCACCCUCAACAUCUCUAUUCCCCUCAACUCGGGAAGAGUAUAUUUCUGCGAGGGCAAUCUCACGUUUGCCAUUCUCGACCGUGGAGACGGAGAAGGCCUUGUACAGCCUUCCAUCAACUCCAAUGAUCCCAGCGCCUCUCUCAACUGGGGUUUCGCAGAACUGACUUAUCCUGAAGAUGGAUCAGUCUACGCCAAUAUCAGCUACGUCGACUUUGUCGGACUCAUACUCAGCAUGGUCCUCUCGACCACAGGCGGAGGUACUCCCCAAAUCACCCGUGGACUCCAACCAGACGCCGUCCGCAAGCUCUGCUACGGCCUCUACAAACAGAGCAUCAAGGAUGACUAUCACUGGAUCGGAAUGUGUGUCAUGGCCGACAACAGCCGUCCAAUCCGCGUCAUGUCCCCAAACUAUUAUCAUCGCAUGAACGAAUCCGCCUUCCAAGAAUACUGGACAAAGUAUGUGGACGACGUUUGGGACACCUACUCAAAAACGCCCCUCAUCAUCGACACCCAACGAGAGCUCGGCAACGUCUCAUGCCUAGUCGUCAACGGCACCAUGCAAUGCGGCAACGACCCUCAUAGAUACCCCAAGCCCACAGCAGCCGACAUCUGGGGCUGCAAUGGCGGCCCCUUUGCCCGACAUGAGAACGAGACUCCCACUCACCUUGCUGUCGUCCCCCGUCUCUGUGCCGGAUUCGUUCGUUCGACGCUUCUUCUCCAGGGAGGAUACUUCCAGCCCAGUUUGGGAUCGGACUAUCAUUACAUCGUCAGCCCAACGAAUCACUAUAGCCGACUUGUACACGAAUUGCAGGUGGAUGGUAGAGGCUACGCGUUUUCAUACGACGACGUCAAUCCUAAUGGGAAUGAGGAUGCGUCAGGGACGGUUGCGGCAGGGGAUCCAAGUCUAUUGACGAUUUAUGUUGGCUCCCCGCCGACAGAUGUUUAA
Messenger RNA from Trichoderma harzianum CBS 226.95, 1335 nucleotides. Its product is annotated as glycoside hydrolase family 64 protein. The record is from RefSeq and is a predicted model, not a curated record. Bases 1 to 1335 code for a protein of 444 amino acids. Lineage: Eukaryota; Fungi; Ascomycota; Sordariomycetes; Hypocreales; Hypocreaceae. The transcript has a single exon.